UCUCCUUGAGGUACUGCCACCCCCAGGAAGUGCUGCAGGAGCUGGGGAGUGAAAGCAAGAAGUGUUCUGAGCCCAGAGACCAGAGGAAGCAAGAGGCUGCAGUGAAAGAAGAAGUGAAGCGAAGUGAGAGCGUGUUGUGUUGUGUUGUGCGGGGCAAGGAGAGCAGAGAGAAGGGGAGGACUGAGAGCCCGUGCCGAGCACCGAGGGGAGCAGAGAGGAGGCGGCCGGCAGAGACAUCCAAGUUCCCUUUUGUUCUGUGGACCGGAGCUGGGAGCCCGUGGCAACAGCACAGCAGCGGCGGCUUCACAGGUUGGAAACUAGUUUUUGGAAGAGACUGGGAACAGGACAUGGAUGACCAUAGGGUCUUUUUCCUCUGCCUGUGCCUCAUGAUUGCUCACAGUGAUACAGUGGAGGAGUCCCAAGAACCCCUGAGCUGGAUGGAGAACCUGGAGACGAUGUCCAGGAGCCGCAAUGUGACUUCGCUUCGUGGGCUUAUCCGGGGCCUGGAGUGCAGCCUGUUGAACACCAGCUUCGAGGGCAAGAACCUUACCUUGCAGACGCACAGCAUCCAGACACUGGCCUUCAAGCUGGGCUGUGACUUCACUGGCCUCGCACUGAGCAGUGCGACUCUGGAGCGGGUCCCCCAGGCCUCGGUGCCGCACGCCAUGCAGUUCCCGGCAGAGCUGACCCAGAAUGCCUGCAGGACCCGCCCCAGGGAGCUGCGCCUCAUCUGCAUUUACUUCUUCACUGACUACUUUUUCCAGAGUAUCAACUCAUCUUUGCUCAAUAACUAUGUCCUGGGAGCCCAGCUGAGUCACGGACACGUGAACAACCUCAGUGAGCCGAUCAACAUCAGCUUCUGGCACAACCGAAGCCUGGAAGGCUACACAGCGACCUGUGUCUUUUGGAAGGAAGGAGCCAGCAAGGAUCACUGGGGGGUCUGGAGCCCCGAGGGCUGUCGCACAGAGCAGCCGUCACCUUCCCAGGUGCUCUGCCGCUGCAACCACCUCAGCUACUUUGCUGUUCUCAUGCAACUCUCCCCGGCCCCGAUCCCCGCAGAGCUGCUGGCGCCUCUUACGUACAUCUCCCUGGUGGGCUGCAGCAUCUCCGUCGUGGCCUCGCUUCUCACUAUCCUGCUGCACUUCCAAGCCAGGAAGCAGGGUGACUCCACAACACACAUCCACAUGAACCUGCAUGCGUCUGUGCUGCUCCUGAACGUCGCCUUCCUCCUGAGUCCUGUGCUGGCCAGGGCCGGGGCAGCAUGCACAGCACUGGCGGCCAUCCUGCACUUUGCGCUGCUCAGCUGCCUCACCUGGAUGGCCAUCGAAGGCUUCAACCUCUACCUCCUCCUGGUGCGCGUCUACAACAUCUACAUCCGUCAAUAUAUGCUCAAGCUGUGUGCAGUGGGUUGGGGGGUCCCAGCCCUCCUGGUGCUGCUCCUUCUUGUUGACCAGAAUUCAGUGUAUGGACCUCACACAAUCCCACUCUUCGACAGCCGGGGAAAUGGCACGGGUUUCCAGAACAAUUCCAUAUGCUGGGUGCGGAGCCCCUGGGUGCACAACAUCUUGGUCAUGGGCUAUGGUGGCCUCACAUCCCUUUUCAACCUGGUGGUGCUGGCUUGGGUGCUGCGGGCCGUGCACAGGCUGCGGGCGCAGGAGAAGGUGCCGGGCACCCGGGCCUGCCGAGAUAGCGUCACCGUGCUGGGCCUCACCAUGCUGCUGGGCACCACCUGGGCCUUGGCUUUCUUCUCCUUUGGUGUCUUCCUGCUGCCCCAGCUCUUCCUCUUCACCAUCUUCAACUCGCUGUACGGUUUCUUCCUCUUCCUGUGGUUCUGCUCCCAGAGGUGCCGCUCAGAGGCAGAAGUGGAGGCCAAGAUGGAGGCGUUCAGCUCCUCCCAGAUGAUGCCGUAGUCUGGGCCCGCUGGCCCAGAACCCGUAGCCUCUCUGGCUGCCUGCAGCCUGAGACUCUGGCUCCCACCAGAGAAGGUGGCAGGCCAGCUGCUGGACACCAGAAGCCCCUGUGCCUUCCAGGGAGGCUUCCCUACCUCUAUGGCUUCCCCGGGCCCAGAGGGCAGGGCAUUCUGCCCCGGGACAGGUGCAACCCCGCUGGGGGUCAGCAAACUUUACUGGGGUGCCUGGGCCAGGGUACCUGGUCAGGCCCAUGGGCAGAGCACUGGCUUGGGAGUCAGGAGGCCAUAUUUCGAGGCUUGGCUCCGAGUCUUACCGUAUGACCUUGGGCCUGUCAUCUCCCUGACCCUGGAUUCCACAUCUGUGACAUGGGGCAGAUGGCUUUGGUCCUGCCUAGCCCAAGAGCUUUGUGAAGACUGAGUAAAACCAGGGAAGAAGGUCUUAGUGGGCCCCGUUACUUCCAACUGCCUGCUGGGGGCGGGGUCUCUGCCAAUCUGCCCUGGAUAUUUCCUGCUGGGCCCUGCCACCUUCCUUCUGGGGAGGGCCAGACCACAUCUUGGCCCAGGGUCCCCACCCCAGAGCCGAGUCUCACCCAGUGUCUGAGACCUCACCAGCUUAUGCCUGAGGCUGCUUUUCCUUCAGUCCCCCCAAAUUAUGAUGACCCACAACUCCAGGCCUGUUCUUAAAGAUCAGGAAGUCCAGUCCUUCCCAGAAGCUCCUCCUCCAGUGCUCCCAAGACCCCUAUAGGCCAUGUAGAACAGAAGCUGGCGAUAGGGCUUCCUGGGGAUAGGAGGGCAGAGCCUCUUUCCCCUCCACCUGAGCCAGCUGGGCCUGUGACCUGGGUAUUUGAUGAUCGGUUAGGAUCGAAUUUCCCCUGGUAGGCGUGAGGGUAUGGAUUCUAAACCCAAGCUAAGGCCACAGUUGUAGAGACCUACCUUGACCUAUCCGUCAGACCAAGAGGGAGAGGGCUCACGAAGCCAGCUGCAUUCCCAGGAUGCACACCAGAGGGCGCUGUUGGCCUGUGCUCAGAGGCCGUUGGCUCCAAAAUCCAUCUGGAAAUGUCACCUGUCUGUGGACUUGACACACGAGGGGCAGAGGUCCUGCUUCCAGAACUGCUCCUGCUGAGGGACCCAAGAAAGAGUUCUCACACUGUUUACAUGGCCAUUUCUCUCUUUUCCCAACGCAGCUGCCGGUUCUGGCUCUUCUGGGCAUAUCCGGCGCUAAAGCCGUGGGCUGGGGUAGGCUCUCAGGGCGCCGCCCCAGGCCGUCAGACAGGUAAUAAUGGCUGUGGAGGGCGCGGUGAGGGAACUGGAGCUGGAUCCCUUUUCUCCUGGAGGGGGGUCUUCUGCCCUCUGCUAAUUUCUUGAUGCAAAUAGCCCUUCUCUGGGUGGUGAGUACUGUGGUCUCUAGAGCCAGACUGCCUGGGCUCAGAUGGCUCUGCCACUUGCCAGCUAUGUGACAAGCCACUCAAGUUCUCUGUGCCUCAGUUUUCUAAUCUGUAAAACAGAGGUAGUAGUAGGGGUGCCUAUUUUGAAAAUGAAAAAAAAAAACCCACAUAAAGAGGUUUAGCAUGUAGUAAGUGCUCAAUAAACGGUUAUCAUUGUUA
Molecule: messenger RNA, 3513 nt
Organism: Herpailurus yagouaroundi (jaguarundi)
Lineage: Eukaryota; Metazoa; Chordata; Mammalia; Carnivora; Felidae
Gene: ADGRG5
Product: adhesion G protein-coupled receptor G5
Exons: 12
Coding region: 348-1910 (520 amino acids)
Biological process (GO): adenylate cyclase-activating G protein-coupled receptor signaling pathway; cell surface receptor signaling pathway
Cellular component (GO): plasma membrane
Molecular function (GO): G protein-coupled receptor activity
Source: RefSeq, a predicted model, not a curated record